CCCUGUGUCUCUCAAGUCCUGAGCUGGGUUGAGGAGCUGACAGGGUGCAGGGAACGAAGAACCGAGGUUCUGGGUCUUCCCUCACCCUCCCCCCAGCUGUGGAGGAGGACAUCAUCUCGCCUGUGGUCUCACACUGAACCAAGAGCUCACCAGUCCAGCUAGCCAGCCGGCCCAGAAACCUGCCUGUGUCCACCUCACGAGCACUGGGAUUACAGCUCGGCUCCGGGAUCCGCAGCCCCGGCGACUCCGCGCGCGCCAUGCCGUCCCUGCUGCUCCUCGGGACCGUCGCGCUGCUGGCGUCCGCCGCGGGCUCGGCUGGGGAGCGCCCCAACAACGGCUCGAGCGCCGGGGGCCCGGGCCCGCUGCCGGCGCUGCUCGCGCACCUGCGGCGCCUGACCGGGGCCCUGGCGGGCGGCGGGGGCGCGGCGGGCACGGGCGGCACCGCCACCGCCAACAACGCGUCCCGGAGCGGCCCCGGCGCGGGCGCGGGCGCGGGCGCGGGCGCGGCGGCGAGAGCGCCCCCUCCGGCCGAGCUGUGCCACGGCUACUACGAUGUCAUGGGCCAGUACGACGCCACGUUCAACUGCAGCACCGGCUCCUACCGCUUCUGCUGCGGCACCUGCCACUACCGCUUCUGCUGCGAGCACCGCCACAUGCGCCUGGCGCAGGCGUCCUGCUCCAACUACGACACGCCGCGCUGGGCCACCACGCCACCGCCGCUGGCCGGGGGCGCCGGGGGCGCAGGGGGGGCGGGCGGGGGACCAGGACCUGGCCAAGCCGGGUGGCUGGAAGGGGGCCGGGCCGGGGGUGCUGGGGGACGUGGGGGUGAAGGCCCGGGGGGCAGCACGGCCUACGUGGUGUGCGGAGUCAUCAGCUUCGCCCUGGCCGUGGGCGUCGGCGCUAAGGUGGCCUUCAGCAAGGCGUCGCGUGCGCCCAGGGCGCAUCGAGAGAUCAACGUGCCUAGGGCCCUGGUGGACAUUCUGAGGCAUCAAGCAGGCCCUACAACCCGCCCAGACCGGGCCCGAAGCAGCUCCCUCACCCCAGGGAUCGGAGGCCCGGAGAGUAUGGCCCCCAGAACGCCCAAGAACCUCUACAACACGGUGAAGCCCUCCAACCUCGAUAACCUGCACCUCAACGUCAACAGUCCCAAGUACCACGCUGCCACACUGGACUGGCGGGCCAUGCCUCCCCCCAGCCCCUCCUUGCGCUACUCCACGCUGUCCUGUUCUCGGUCCUUCCACAACCUCUCGCAUCUGCCCCCCUCCUACGAGGCUGCUGUGAAAUCCGAGUUGAACCGCUACUCCUCCCUCAAGAGACUAGCUGAGAAAGAUCUGGAUGAAGCCUACUUGAAGCGCAGGCACCUGGCAGAGAUGCCCCGCGGGACACUGCCCCUGCAUGCACUUCGGAGACCUGGCACUGGAGGCGGCUACCGCAUGGAUGGCUGGGGUGGUCCUGAGGAGCUGGGUCUGGCACCUGCACCCAACCCACGGCGGGUCAUGUCCCAGGAGCACCUGCUGGGUGACAGCCGGGCCUCCCGCUAUGAGUUCACACUACCUCGGGCUCGCCUAGUAUCACAGGAGCACCUGCUGCUGUCCUCCCCCGAGGCCCUACGUCAGAGCCGGGAGCACCUGCUGUCACCCCCACGCAGUCCUGCACUGCCCCCAGAGCCCACCACGCGGGCCAGUCUAGCUGCCUCUCACUCUAACCUGCUGCUGGGGCCUGGGGGGCCCCCCACACCACUGCAUGGGCUGCCUCCAUCGGGCCUUCAUGCCCAUCAUCACCACGCCCUUCAUGGCUCUCCCCAGCCUGCCUGGAUGUCCGAUGCUGGUGGAGGUGGGGGCACACUGGCCCGCAGGCCACCCUUCCAGCGCCAGGGCACCCUAGAGCAGCUGCAGUUCAUCCCUGGCCACCACCUCCCCCAGCACUUGCGUACUGCCAGCAAGAACGAGGUGACUGUCUGAGGCCCAGGCAGGGGUGUUGGGAGGUGCGCCUCCUAGGCCCCCUCCACCCAGCCAGGAUCCCCAAUACAGGCUCCCAACCCCCAGGGGUCUGAGACCAGAUGAGCCCUCAGAUGGGAGACAAAGCCUCCUUUCAGGAUGUCACAACAGACAAGAUCUCUCCUACUGUGUCACUGUUUCAACCAAGGCCUUUCCCAUGAUGUCAUCACAGAGGAAAAGGCCCACCUAUGAGGUCACUAGAGGCUUGUCUAUGUUCCACAACAUCGCCACAAAGACUUCCUUCUAUGUUGUCACAAUGCCUUGUCCCAUGCCACCAUCCCUUAGAGACAAAGAUUCUUUCCUGCCAUGUCACCGCUGAGACAAGUCUCUCCCGUCUGAUGUCAUCUUGAGCUACAAGACCUCUUGGAACAUCAUUACCGCAGGGGAAAUAGUUUCUUCCUCUUGUCUUUUCUAUGGAGAAGAUGCCUCCACCCCAUGACGCCAUCACUCCAGACAAAGCCAUUUUCCUGCGACACGUCACAGGGGACUAUGCCCUGACGACUGUGUCCACAACUAAGAUAAGGCCUCCUUUCCACAACACUGUCACAUGGGACUCUGACUCCCUUCCAUGAUGCCAUCACCAGAGUAGGUACCUUGCCCUGUGGCACUAUCAGAAGGACCGUGCCUCUCCCUACAAUAUCAUCACUAGAAAUGACAAUCUGCUCCUGGGACCUUCUCCAAGAUGAGGCCAUUCUGUCAUGUCACCACUAAACACUACCCACUUGGAGAUGACACCAGAAGACACCUCCACGUGUUGUGAGAAGGCAGACAAUGCCACCCAUGGAAGAUGCAAGAGAAAGUGCCCUGUCCUGAAAUAUCAUCUGAAGGGUAUCAGCACUGUGGAGGCCAGGAUGAUGCUCUUUUUGUUGGUGGUGAUGCCCACCCAUACUGUGAUGUUAUCACCCGGAGCUUCCUUCUCAGAGGCUAUGCCCACUCUGGAAGUAAUGGCGUUGCCAAUGUUCUGCCUCACCCCUCCCAUAACUUGGCCUAUUGGCUUCUUCCCCUGAUCCCAGGGACAUGACCAAUGGCAUGUUUGCCACACCCUCUAAAGGGAGGUUGGGCCUCAGGUCCUGGCCCUGUGUGCUGAGUCCUUGGGAUGGUUCCCAUGGAUGGAUUUCUGCUCUUAUGAGGUCACUCUGACCCACUAGGCUCCCAGGGUCCUGGGACUUAUGGGGGGGCCAAAGGCUGGCAUCACUACUUUCUGCCAUAUCUAAAGACAUCAACUCUGUCAACAAAGUCCUCACCUCCUAUUGGAGGGGAAGGAUGAGGGGGUGUGCUGUUCACCUUAUCAGUGAUGUCAUCAGUACCACACACAGUAGAACAUCUAUUUCCUAGGAUUUCCUAACACUCAUGUCGUAUUAUCCCCUUCCAAUAUAUACCACCACUAAUAGUGCCAUAAUCAUCUCCCAAGAUUCCUCACAACCAGGCAGCCAUCACCUCCCAGGAUCCACCAUUCCAUGUUGCCAUCAUCAUUUCCCAGGAUCCACCAGACCGUGCUGUCGUCCUACCUUCCAGAAUCCACCACUCCAUGUUGUCAUUAUCACUUCCAAGGAUCCACCACACCAUGCUGUCAUGACUUCCCAGGAUUUACUACACCGUGCGGUCAUCGCCUCCCAGGAUCCACCAUACCAUGCUUCAUCACCUCCCAGGGUCCACCACACUAUUCUGUCAUCACUUCCCAGGAUUUACCACACCAUGCUGUUAUCACCUCCCAGGAUCCACCACACCAUGCUUCAUCACCUCCCAGGAUCCACCACACCAUGCUUCAUCACCUCCCAGGAUUUACCACACCAUUCUGUCAUCACCUCCCAGGGUCUACCACACCAUGCUGUCAUCACCUCCUACCACACCAUGCUGUAUCAAUUAAUUUCCCGUUGCUAGGACAAAGUACCUGAGAAGUAGCUUAAGAAAAAAAAGGAUUCCCAGGCGUGGUGGUGCACGCCUUUAAUCCCAGCACUCGGGAGGCAGAGGUAGGAGGAUUGCCAUGAGUUUGAGGCCACCCUGAGACUACAUAGUGAAUUCCAGGUCAGUCUGAACUAGUGUGAGACCCUACCUUGGAAAAGAAGAAGAAGAAGAAGAAGAAGAAGAAAGGAAAGGAAAGGGUUUAUUUUCUGCUUGCAAUUUUGAGGGGAAGUCCGUCAUGGCAGGGAAGCAUGGCAAGAGGAGGAAGCUGGCACCAUGUCCUCACACCAGCAAGGAGGAAGUAAGGAGAGAUGAAUGUCGACAGCUCAGCCAGCCCUCCUGUUUAAUAUAGUCCAGGACCCCAGCCCAUGAAAUGGUGCCACCCACCUUUAAGGUGGAUAUGCCCACCCCAAGUAACCCAAUCUAGGUAAUCCCUCACAGGUGAUUCUAGGUCCUGUCAAGUUGACACUUAAUAUAAACCAUCACACAUGCUGUCCUUGUCACCUCCCAGGAUCCACCACAAUCAUGGUGUCUUCAUCUCCCAGGAUUCAGCAUGUCCAGCGAUGUCCUUACCUUCCAGAAUCUCUUAUUCCUAAUGGUGACACCCCUGCUACAACUGAUGAUGCCAGCAUUUCUCAUGAUGCCCCACUGGAGUUCUGUCAUCGCCUGCCAAGAUCCACUUCAGCCAUGGUGUCUUCAUGCCCCAGAAUCCAUCACAGUAUGGUCCUACCUAUUAAGAUUCACUGCAACCAUAGUAUGAUCACCUCCCAGGACCCACUUCAAUCAUCCACCAUCAUUCAUCAGGAUUUAGUGUAAUCAUGACAUCACAUCCCAGGAACCAUAAGAGCCAGUGUUGACUUCAUAUCCCAGGACCCCAUUUCAAGCACAGUGUCUCCAUGUCCCAGGAUCCAUGAGAGCCAAUGAUGUCAUCAUCGACUGAGGUCCACCAUAACCAUAGUGUCCUUGUUACCCAAGAUCCAUGACAACUAGUGUGUCCGUAGAUUCCAGGAUCUAUGACAAUCAACAUGUCCUCAUCUUCCAGGAUCCACUGCAACGAUGUGCCAUCUGCCAGGACCCACCAUCUUAGGGCCCAAAUACUAUGACAGGGUGUAUUUCAAUUAUCCUCUGGGGUUUCAAGGCACUUAAUCUUGUUUCCUUCAGAGGACCCAGCACAACAUACCAUUUUCCCAUUUCCUGAAAUGACCUAGGAUGGAGCCAGCUGUCCCUCUCUGACAACAUCAGCCCCAACUCUGACCCUUCGUAAUUAUGUCACUGCCUCAUUCCUGACCUACUGGAUGCCUGGAUCAGCCUCACCUUGGACUUGGUCUUGGUCAGACUCCUUUCACCCUUUGGUGAGGGCAUCCAGGCUCCUGCUGGUACUACCACUGCCCCUAACCCAGCCAUCUGAUCGGUGACAGGGUCAAUCCAGUGACCUCUUGGCAGCAGCAGAGGUGGGUGUCACAGCCCUUGGAUGGCAUCAGUGCCCCCCCCACCCAGCCACCCAUUCCCUGUUACCACCAAGAUCAGAACUCACUGGCUUGGGCCAAACCCUUCUCAGAGACUCUUGGCCCUGUGGCAAGAGCCCACAGCUGAUGACCCGUCUGCUGGCCUGGUCCUGGGACAAGGACGCCUGAGAGUAAUGGCUCCUGCCACCUUCAACUGCAGGGUCCAAGGGUGCUCCUUCACUUCUCUCCCUGAUGCACCAGGGAGUAUCUAGGGGCUUCAGGGAGACACCCUCCCCCAACACCCAGUGCACAAUCUGCCCCCAGAUCUUUUUUUGUACAUAGCCAUGUUGCAGGAAGCGGCCACUCCCACACUUAAAGGGCUACACGCCCCCCUCCCAGGCCCUAAGGCGGGGAGGGGGGCUCUUCUCCCUCCUCUGGGCCGCCUCCUUCCUCUUAAUGCCUCCCCCACUAAAAUGCUGGCUCCUCUGCCCAACAUUUCCCUUCUCAGGAGCCUGGAGCAGGUAUUUGGCACUUGACUCCCACCAAGAUGAAGAAACUGAGUUGACCUUCAGAUCGUCUUUGACUUGGGUGCCAGGUUUUCAGUCUCAUUGCCUAUAGCUGCUCUUCUAGUGGGCUCCCCUAUCCCUUCUAGCUCCCCCUCUGCCCCAGUGCCCUUAGACUGUGACUCCUGAAAGGAGCCAGCUGGGACAGCUGCCCAGGCCUGGGCUCCUGGUCCUGUCCGCUCAACAAUCCCAUAGGACUCCACUCAGCUUUCUCCAGCCCCUAGCAUUUUGGGGUUCAGGACCUUUCAGCUUUUGUAUACCCCCCCCCUUCUCUCUCUCUCUCUCUCUCUCUUUCUCAGCCUGAUUCCUUUUGGGAAUCUACCUCCUUCCCAGCUUCUGACCUCCAUUCACCUGCCUAACCCUGGGGACCUUGACUUAGUGUCUCAAUAAAGCCAUAAUGGAGAGAGAGGUCUCAAGGGCGAGCCAGCAAGUUGUGUUCUGCUCGCGCCCCCACCCCCCGCCUCCCCCAUGCUUCUGGAGCUGGGACCUGGCCUUCUGAGUCUUCCCCUCGCUCCCCAGUAUACGCACACAAACAUGCGUGGGCACAGCACACACAGCUGUUCAGGCAAACAUCUCCCCUUGUGGCUGGUGGCCAUAGAGGGGAUGUCCUAGAGAGAAGAUCAACGGUGCAGGAGCAAAGAACCUGCCACACCUCUGCCCUCUUCCUUGCUCCCUACCCCAUUCCUCCCUCCAGUGCUGCUUCUGCCCUCAGCUUCCUAGUGAGGACAGCUGGAGGAGCUGUGACUUGGUAAUUUUUGUUUUGUUUUGUUUUUGGAAUAAAAACCGGUUUCCUCA
This is a messenger RNA of Jaculus jaculus (lesser Egyptian jerboa), 6702 nucleotides long. It is a transcript of the gene Shisa7, whose product is annotated as shisa family member 7. The record is from RefSeq and is a predicted model, not a curated record. Bases 258 to 1961 code for a protein of 567 amino acids. Gene Ontology annotation, biological process: regulation of short-term neuronal synaptic plasticity; regulation of AMPA receptor activity. Gene Ontology annotation, cellular component: dendritic spine membrane; AMPA glutamate receptor complex; postsynaptic membrane. NCBI's taxonomy places the organism in Eukaryota, Metazoa, Chordata, Mammalia, Rodentia, Dipodidae. The transcript has 7 exons.